Molecule: messenger RNA, 2407 nt
Organism: Musa acuminata subsp. malaccensis (wild Malaysian banana)
Lineage: Eukaryota; Viridiplantae; Streptophyta; Magnoliopsida; Zingiberales; Musaceae
Source: RefSeq, a predicted model, not a curated record
GGAAAAGGAUUAAGGCCCGAAUCCGACUUGAUUUAUGAGGUGGGCAUAGUUUGCAGUCGGUCCUCUGGGGUUUACCGUCGCCUUCUUUUAGUGAGCAGGGAGGCGACAACGGGAAGCGGUAGACAGAUGGAAAAGGAUUAAGGCCUGAAUCCGACUUGCUUUAGGAGGCGGCCAUAGUUUGCAGUCGGUCCUCUGCAUUGACCAAAUAACAGAGCCCAGCAGGAGUCCAAUCGCCGGGCUGAUAAGAGACCUUCGCCGCGUUCUCUACGCUGUUAAGUACUAUCAUAAAAGAAAAUUGAACGUGACCUUCGACGUCCCUAACCUCGAAAGCGCCCCCCACAUUCUCUCGCCUCUUAUGCUCGCACUGGUGCUCUUUAACCCGUCUUCUGUUGCCUACUUCUCGUCUCCAAGAGUAGUAUGCGAAAAUUGAAGGGUUAGUCUCUGAAAUCUCUCCUUUACUCCUUUGGUUUAGUUGACGAUCGCCGCAUUAAUCCCCAAGUCGCAGCCGAUGCACCAAAUUGUCGGUGGAAUCGAGCAGUUCCUGGGAAAUCCUCUUGUUAAUCUGAGUCGUCGAAGCGAUGGAACUCACGGGACCGGAGCACGUCCUUGUCGAUAUAAGCUCCGACGAGGAGUAUUCCGGCCCGGACAGGUUGGUCAGCUCCUCCUUUGACUGGGUCGACGAGUUGCACGAUCGCGUGGACGAGCGGCAGGUGGAGGAAUCGGACGACGUGGUGUUCGUGGAUGAGUUCUCGGUCCCCGUGGCGAAGAGGCGGAAGCCGAAUUCUGAUUCGUAUGUUCCGGGGACGUGCGGUGGCUCGGACGGCGGCGACGACGACUGCUUGGUGCUGGAUUCUGGCCCGGAUAAGCCGGUUGCAGUCGUGCACGAUAAGGACAGUGGUGUAGAGGAGGAGGAUGACGUUCUCGUGGUCGCCGAGAAGGGGCAGUUGGCAUGCCGGGAUUACCCACAUUCACGACAUCUAUGUGCUAAUUUCCCUUUUAGCACCUCACCACAUAAAAAGUAUUGUGACCUGUGCCAUUGUUAUGUCUGUGACUCUCCAGCCCCCUGCAAUUACUGGGGCAAUGGUGAUUUAGGUACCGACCAUUGCCAUUCUACUGAUAAGGGAAGGUGGAAAUCAAUGAGACAGUCCUUCAAACAGAAGAACAUGUUGACUGUGCCGCCUCAGAAAUUCACAUCAUAUAACUCUUCUUUAAAUAUCCCACCACCUCAAGAUUCAGUACGACUACAUCAUUUCAAUCCAGUUCCUCUCAGACCAAAUUUACUCCAGCCUUGCUCAGCCACUAUCUCAAACCCAGAUGCAAUCCACCAGAGAAACCAAUAUCGACCUUCCACUCUCUCUUAUAGACAGAGACCUCUCCAGCAGCAAACCAAAUUCUACCAAUUCGUUCCUAGGGUACAACAUGUACAGAAAGAGGGUCAGCAUUCUGGUGCAUUGACCACUCAACUUAUGAAUUCUCGUUCAAGAUUUAGAAGGUCUGGGAUGGCACAAGCUGGAUUUGCUAGCAUGAAUAACCAUUCUGACAACACUAUUUCCAGUAAUAAUCAUGUUACCAGGGCUGUGCCACAGAAAUCUACUCAUGCAACAGUGACAUCACAGAUUCCUUGCCCUCCAGAAGGACAACAGAGAUCUCAGAACCUGUUGAUAAAAACAUCGGUUGUCUCAGUAGGUCAGAUGCAAACUACUGCACCAUCUCAAUUUGCACCAGCAAAACUGCAGUGUUCUGUAUGCCCUAGGUUGACAGCAGCAGAUUUUAGCCAGAAGAGUUGGCAGGAUAUAUUGGCUAGUGUGGCAUCUGAACUUGGAGUUUCGAACUGUAGCGACUCUUGCAUCAUGGACAACCAACAGGCACCUAUGCUUCCUUCUCCAUCACAACCAUGUGAUGAGUCAUUUUCUGAUAUCAAUGCAAAUGUAGAUGUUCACUCUGCUGCUGCAAUGACUACUAACCUUAGUCCAUUAGAUCAUGGCUCUAGUCUGUCUAGCAAUACAAUGUCUCAAAUUCCAGAACAUGUGGAGGGAGAAGAUCCUGACCUUGUAAGCAAUACAACCGCUGGGGAGAAUUGGCUGGAUAGUCUUUUAGCAUCCAUAGAGAAUUGAGAUAUGAUUGUAGUUCCAGUAAUAAACCAGACUUCAGAAGAGGGUCUGCUAUAUGGUCUUGGAGUCUCAUGGAGCAAUGCGAGCAUGGGUAGUGUUCGACCCACGCCUAGCUUAACUCUGUGUUUGACCCACUCCACCAGUGUAUUGUUCUGCCCAUGUAUUUGGUCUUUUAUUGGAGCAAUCAUCUCCUCUGUAUGUUUAACAGGGAUGAUUUGCUUUUAAUCUUAUCAAUUGCUAAGAAAUAAUUCCCCAAUCAUCUAGUAACGAUGAUACACAAGUCUCCAUUAUUUAAA